Hemibagrus wyckioides is the source of this 1784-nucleotide messenger RNA. It is a transcript of the gene lamtor2, whose product is annotated as late endosomal/lysosomal adaptor, MAPK and MTOR activator 2. Lineage: Eukaryota; Metazoa; Chordata; Actinopteri; Siluriformes; Bagridae. The coding region runs from base 121 to 498 and encodes 125 amino acids. Gene Ontology annotation, cellular component: Ragulator complex. Gene Ontology annotation, molecular function: molecular adaptor activity; guanyl-nucleotide exchange factor activity. Gene Ontology annotation, biological process: cellular response to amino acid stimulus; positive regulation of TOR signaling. The record is from RefSeq and is a predicted model, not a curated record. The transcript has 4 exons.
UUCGCCUAUGCGGAAGUGAGUGUCAGCUGACAUCCAUGCAGCUCAGUGUUUAAACCAAAAAAUUUAAUUCCGUAACAGUUUUGUUUGUAUCUUUAGCGAUUUUUCUUUACAGCCCGGAUAAUGUUACGCCCUAAAGCAUUAACUCAGGUCCUCAGUCAGGCGAAUACAAACGGAGUACAGAGCACCUUGUUACUGAAUAAUGAAGGCUCUCUGCUGGCUUAUUCGGGUUACGGGGACACGGACGCUCGGGUUACGGCGGCCAUCGCCAGCAACAUCUGGGCUGCUUAUGACAAAAACGGACAUCAGGCUUUUAACGAGGACAAACUCAAGUUUAUUCUGAUGGACUGCAUGGAAGGCAGAGUUGCCAUUACCCGGGUCGCAAACUUACUGCUCUGCAUGUACGCUAAAGAGACCGUGGGCUUCGGGAUGCUGAAAGCCAAGGCGGAGGCUCUGGUGGAGUACCUUCAGGAACCACUCACACAAGUGGCAGCGUCAUAGAGAGAGAGAGAGAAAUCUCAGAUUUGCCCUUUAUUUCUGUUAAACCCCGAUUCAUUCAAGCUUUAUUUAUUCGCUUAGUUGAUCCUCCUGAACUUUAUAAUAGAUUAACAUUAUACCGUUCUUAUUAAUCAGAAUCCAAUGUCAGCUUCUCAGCAUCUUGUGUUUGCAUCUAACCAGUUAACUUAUAAAUAAGCCAAUAUUUGGUUAAAAAAACAAUAAAUGUGCUUUUUUUGUAAAUUGUUGUAUUGGUUUUAUUUCAUUUAUAGCUAGAGCUCACUCUGUGUGUUUAUUUGGGUAAGCAUUUAUUAACCGCUUUAAUAUAAUAUCAUAUAAUAUAAUAUAAUAUAAUAUAAUGAAGGGGAAGGUGUACAAGACAGUGAUGAGACCGGCCAUGCUGUAUGGUUUAGAGACAGUGUCAUUGAGGAAGAGACAGGAGUCAGAGCUGGAGGUAGCAGAGCUGAAGAUGUUGAGGUUCUCUUUGGGAGUGACACGGUUGGACAGGAUUAGGAACGAGUAUAUCAGAGGGACGGCUCAUGUUGGGGGACAAAGUUAGGGAGAGGCCAGUUUAAGAUGGUUUGGACAGUAGGGAGAGUGAGUAUGUUGGUAGGAGAAUGUUGGACAUGGAGCUGCCAGGCAGGAGGAAGAGAGUAAGGCCAAAGAGGAGGUAUAUGGAUGGAAUAAAUGAGGAUAUGAAGCUAGUGGGUGCAAGUGUUGAGGAUGCAGAAGAUAGGGAUAGGUGGAGAGAGAUGAUUCGCUUAAAAUAUUGAUCUCAUCUGAAUAAAUAAAAAAAAUGACAGACACUUCUAUGAAGGUUUCCACUGUGUAGACUAGGACGAUGAAUCGAUGCACAAAAUAUCCAGCAAGUAUCAGUAACAUUCUGGAAACAUUUAAAUUUAAUACUUUUUUCAUGCUUUAGGUGGUGAGGAAAAAUUGUUGCUCUCAGGAAUGUGUUUUUGGGAAAUAAUGACUGCAGGUCAUGAGAGUGGCUCUGUGUAUUAAUGAGAAAUAAAGUCGAGGAGGAAGUGAUGAUCAGGGUUUCGAACUUAUCACUCAGCCGAGUCAUGAUACACACUUAUGUCAUUUAUUUUACACUCAGAGGUUAUUUACAGUUUUUGUAAAGCGGAUUUCUUGUUGGAAUUCAUCUCAGAUUUGAGAUCUUUCAAUCAUUUGUGCUUUUCUGGUUAUUUGUAUUUGUAUUUUUUGAACCAGCUCCUAACAAUAAAUCAAGUAUGUAGCAUUUGCAUAUUUCAGGAUCUGUGAUUAAACACUCCACUGCUUAAAAAACA